Molecule: messenger RNA, 3250 nt
Organism: Ruditapes philippinarum (Manila clam)
Lineage: Eukaryota; Metazoa; Mollusca; Bivalvia; Venerida; Veneridae
Product: opioid growth factor receptor-like protein 1
Exons: 6
Coding region: 189-1742 (517 amino acids)
Cellular component (GO): membrane
Molecular function (GO): opioid growth factor receptor activity
Source: RefSeq, a predicted model, not a curated record
UAGGGAGGUAUAAGGUGGACCAAGCAGUGUAUGCUCCCAGAAUACGAUAAAAGAACAAAACAAAACAGAUGAAACGAUUAUAACACUUAAAGGUGCUAAAAUUCUUGAACAAGAAGUUUAUUUGUCAAGUCUAGUGAACGAAGAAGCCAAAUGAAAAGUUAAAAAAUUGUAUAAAACAUCGUGCGGAAAUGUAUGCCCUUUCUUGGACUAGAAAUGCCAAUAAGGACACAGAGCAAUAUAGAAACGGAUAUCCGGAUAAAAAAGAUGACCCAGGACUUGAUGACAACUACAGAUUCUAUACGAACCAAAUCACUUCAAAACCCAACGGCGAUUAUAUAGAUCAGAUUCAUGUGAAAUGGUGGGGAGAUUACAAAAAACUAGAAGCUCAUCAUGGGUACAUACAGUGGCUUUUCCCGAUCAGAGAAUCUGGUUUGAAUCGUUAUGCCAAGGAGUUACAGCUACAUGAAAUAGAGAAAAUUAAAGCGGAUGAUAAGGCUAUACAGAGGAUUUUGAUAUCUUACAAAAUGAUGCUAGAUUUCUAUGGAAUGAAGUUGGAUAAUGAGAAAGAUGGUACAGUUGUGAGGAGUGAAAACUGGACAGACAGAUUUAAACAUCUCGACAGGUCAUUCCACAACUAUUUGAGGAUAACAAGAAUACUGAAAUGUCUAGGAGAAUUUGGAUAUGAACAUCUAAAGAAAAACUUUGUAAAGUUCAUAUUGCAUGAAGGAAUGGUUGAAGGUACCUUAUCUAACGUCAUUGACAGUUGUGUCAAGUAUUGGAUUGGCGUUUUGAAAGAUGAUGAGGAAAGGGAAGAAAUAUUUGACUAUUAUGAAAAACUGUUGCAAGAUGAAAAUCUUCAAACAAAAAGGAGAAAUAGAUCACCUUCUCCUCCAAGUAGCUAUUGGUCAGACAAGAUUGAAGAUUCAAAGUCUGAUAAAAAGUCAUUAUCCAAAAAUGGAAAAGAUAAAAAAGCUGAUAAUGUGAAAGACAAAAAAGAUGAAGUCGAUGGAGAUAAUAAAAAUGAAAUUUCUGAUGAUGGCGAGGAUGGAACUCUAUAUUAUGCUAUGAGUUUGAUUGAUGAGGAUCUUCCAAAAGGAAAGUCAAGAAAGGAUCAUGAAAUGUCUGAUUCAGGGCCUGAAAAUGAUGACCACCCAGAAGAAAGCCAAGAGAUGGCACAUUUGAAAGAAGAAGCAAAGACAUCCAAGAACGAUGAAUUGGAAGGAGGCAGUGAGUGUGAUGACAGUGUACCUGGAAAAAUGACCACUGGAAAAAUUAAUUCGGUUAAUGAAACUGAAGAAGAAGGUCCCAAAGAAAUUGUUGAGCAAAAUUCAGGAGACAAAACAGAGUCUGAUGGCAAGUCUUCUACUAUAAAUGGAGAAAUAAAGGAAAUAGAGGAGAUAGAUCCAGUUGGCAGUGAAAAUGAAAACAAAGGUAAUGACAAAAAAGAUGUUGUUGGUAAUUCAGAAGAUGAAAGGACUGAUCCUAAUAAAGAAAAACAUUUUGAAAAAAGUGCUUUAAAAACUUCAGAUGAAAAUGUUGACCUUUUACAGUCUAAUCAUGAAAAGAUGGAAACAACAGACACAGAAAAUGGUACUCAUUCUGAUUCAGAACUUGCUGCCAAAGGUAAUAAGAUAAAUCUAGAAGAAAAAAGUAUAGAAUCUACAGAGAGUAAUAGCAACAAAAUUAGCAGUGAAGUUGAAAAUAAAGAAGAAGAAUUGAUGGAAACAGAAACAGGAAAUUAAAAAAAUAUAUUAAUAUAACAUGAUUACAAUACAUUUCAAGUGCACUGAGACAAUGACAUGUUUAGUUUCAACCAUUUUCACAAUGCUGUUUUUAUUUGUUUGGGUCGUCAGACCAAACAAAUAAUGGUAGCGAAAUUUCAGAGUCGAAUGCUGUUAAUUGCAAAUGCCUAAAGUAGUCCACUUUUUGAAGCGGUUACUUCCCUUUAUAUGUACACUAAUGCCGAAAAAUUCAGGGGAGAUCAAUGCGUAAAGAUUGUCAAAUGACAGGCGCAUUAAUUUUCAAGCAAAGUAGUUCCCGAAUGGUCGAAGAUUUCUAAUAUUGUUUCAUUCUUUAUAGAUAUACAUGCUUAAAGUAAGCUCCAUGAUUAUUUACAUCUGUGUUAAACAACAGGUUUAGCGUCAAAAUAAUAAGAGUUACAAACCCUUAUUAAGAAUAAUAUGGUUUUCUUCAGGCCUAUAACAUAUAUAUCCACUGUGGCCGAAGGGUUUGCACGCUCGCUUCGAGAGGUCUAGAGUUCAAAUCCCAGUUGAGGCAACUCAUUUUUUUAAAAAAUGUUUUAAGUCAAAUAAACAUUGAAUUGACUAUCAGUGUUGCAAUUAGUCUUAUAGCCAAUUUACUACAGUUAUAACACUGGAAAGCAUUGGUGGCACUUUACAAAAACAAAUUGGUUUAUAAUCUCACAACCUUCACCUUUCUGACAUUCUGAGACCCAAACAAAUUCAGCGCCAUCUGUGCUUUGAUUUUUCUUUUUGAUAAGUUUGAUCAUUAUUGAAUCAUUGAGAGAAAAAAGACAUUGUGAGAUAGGAAUAACUACUGCAUUAAAUUUGUAACUUUCCGUUAUUUAUGUAAUAGAUUUUUCCUUCUUUUAAUUUGAAAUUUUCCUUUGUGAGUUGUUUGGAUUGCAAUAUAAAAGUACGGAUUUGCCAGGUUGAUAGAGAAACUUGACUUAAAAGAGGUGAAAGCUAAGUCUUGCUUAAUACUGAUGGCAGAAGACAUGUUAACUUGUUAAUGAACUGAAAGAUAAUGAUUUUGCAUCUAUUAUUAGACAAAAUUUGAUUGGUUGCAAAUAAGGUGCUGGUACCUUAAUUGUGUGCAAGUCUUUUUAGCUGAAGAGCCAAACAGUGUGUUUCUCCAGUAUGUGUGGUACACAAAGUUAAGGUUAUGUUCUAUCCUAUAUACCCCUGAAUAUACUAGUAUUCACACAAAAAAUAUAUAAAUAAAACUGUAACUGUUGGCCCCUGCUCAUGACAGAUAACUUUUGCGUUGAUUUUGACUAUCCGAGACUAACCUCAACUCAAAUAUAUUAUUGAUUUUUUGUUUUAUCCAGAAUUUUUUUUUUGAUGAAAAAUCUUGAACUGUUGCAUUUUUGAUAACUUAGUAUCAAGAGUGUUCAUGUACUUGGAUUCAUCAUUAAAUUAGAUUGUCAUAUUUGUGAUAGUUCAUUCAUGCCAAUGAUAUUUACAGAAAUAUUUGUAUAGAUGAUAAAUGAAUUAAAGACAUAGUAUUU